Theileria equi strain WA is the source of this 12373-nucleotide messenger RNA. RefSeq names its product ubiquitin-protein ligase 1, putative. Lineage: Eukaryota; Apicomplexa; Aconoidasida; Piroplasmida; Theileriidae. Gene Ontology annotation, biological process: protein polyubiquitination; positive regulation of protein catabolic process; proteasome-mediated ubiquitin-dependent protein catabolic process. The transcript has a single exon. Gene Ontology annotation, molecular function: ubiquitin-protein transferase activity. The record is from RefSeq and is a predicted model, not a curated record. Bases 350 to 12373 code for a protein of 4007 amino acids.
GUAUAGAAUAAUGUAAGUAUUUUCAGCAUUUUAACCUGUUGCAUAAAAUUUAGUUCCCUUUUAGGUUAAUUAAAGCUGUUGGUAUGAAAAUUUUAAUGAUUCUAGACCAAAAACAGUGUCUAUCCCGUGUAUAUUAGCAAAACACCCAGAUUGGCAAAUAUUAAGGCCGAAUUUGGUACCAUUUAAAGAUGGAUUUUGUACAUUACAAGAAAACGUUGUAAACGAUCAUUUGGAUUGUUAAUUUUAAACACGUACGCGUUUUGUUUGUUGCGCGAACACUUGUGGCUAGAUAUUGCCGUCUAAAUUGCCGAGAAACUAGAAGUAACCGUUAUACGCCGACCCAGAGAAAAUGAAGAUCGGUUACCCGAAGGGAGAUAACUAUAAGCUGGUUUUAGCCGGGCUACAACCAUGCCAGAGAAGAUAUAUUGAGUGUUUAGCGUCUUGCAGCGAAGAGGAGCUUUUCCUCCAUCUGCAAACAUUCACACAAUGGGUUUGGGAAAAGAGCGAUAUUAUAUGCUGGGCUCCAGUUCUUAAUAGAUUUGAUGAUCUCUUUAAUCGCUAUGUUACGCUUCUUAAGGAUUCUUCCGGACAGUUUCCAAGUCCAGAGAAUGUGGAACUUGUCAAGAGCGCGCUUAAAACAUCAAUCAUGAUUGUAGAGAAUUGCACAUCAAAGAAUACAUACAAUUCACUGGAUCUCUUAAUUCACCUUUUGGAUGAUGUCAAUCUUGAUAUUGUGUUUCUAGCUACAAGACUACUCUCUGUUUUUUUCAGUAGCAGAAAUCGCAGAAUGGCACUCUCCAAGGAAAUUUCAUUGGUAAUUACCAGACUCUCCACAUUCAUAGAGAAUCCACUUCCAGAUAAAACUUGUAAUAUUGCUUCAACUACUCCUACCGAAUUUACAAGGAAAAUAGAUCAAGAGACACUUCCAAUGGUUUUGGACCACUAUUUUUGUGCUAAUAGGUAUUGGCUAUCUAGUGAAUCGUUUGUGGAAAUUGACAUUGGUAGGCCAGAGUUGCUCAAGAUUCCAGUUUUCGAGGUUCUCAGUGUUGGUGAUGUGAAUUUUACAGCUUUGCGUGAAUGGGUUUUGAGUUUAAAGAAUCAAGAUUUAUUUCCCCAAGUUUUAAAGAGUUUCAGGGUGCUAAUUGACAAGUAUCAGAUUGAAGAUAGGUAUCACCAUGUAUUGAAAUACAAAAUAGCAAAAAUAUUCUCUCUUUACUUUCCCUCCUUGCAACGUACUAUUGUGAACAUUCGUUUGUCAUCGCUCAUUUGCCUCUUAUUGAUCAAUACCUCACUUUAUUCACAAUUCUUGACUUAUAACCCAUCAUUUUUGCUAGAGCUCUCCUACUUUAUAAAGUUCCACAGGUUUAUUGAUCGUUCAACUAUGAUAAUCGCAAGUGAAUUGUUAUCAGCAAUGAUUUACGAUGGUAUACAGUAUAAAUUGCUCUCGAAUCUUCUGGGCUUUAUGGUUCCUCAUGGUAUUUUUGUCAAGGUUUUAAAGUUUUACCUGAAUCACGUCCACGAAUCUGAGAAAUCUACGCUAGAUAUACAGCACAUGGAAAGUUGCUCUGGGGCAGGUAAACGCGAACAGUUGAAUUGUGACGAGCCUUUUACAUUUUCAUCUACCUCACUUGAUGAAAGUAUGGCUGUAGAUGCAGCAACACCCAUACAUGCUACGUUUUAUAUUGGAGGUGACGAAGAAAAGUGGAACUGGGAUUUGAGGUUAUCCACAGAGGAACUCAGGGCACAAGUUGCAGAGGAUGAGGAGUUCAUGCGCAUACUAUUACAACUGCUGAUCGUCUAUUACUCUAUUAUAUCUUACCAUGGAAAUUGCAGCGCUUUAACGAGUAUUGGAGUUUUGGAUAGUCUGGUUAAAUUUAUAAGGAUAAGGAAUCCCAUAUAUACUCCUGUGAUUAUAUACGUUGUCCAAGUAUUGGAAGCUCUAUUGGACUACAACCAAGCUGUUUCACGAAGCCUGAGAAAUGACUUGCAACUAUUUCACGUAUUUAUCUCCAGAAUCCAGUAUGACAUGCAUAAGAUUCAGAAUUUUAUUCAUUUUGGAAAUCUUGAUGCAGAUUUGAAGCCCUGGCCAAAUGGAUGGAAUCUCCCAGACGUAAAAAUGGAGAUGGUACUUCGGACGUAUUGGUUGUCCCUCAGUGAAAUAAGUGCAAGACGGUUUCUUUUCAAAACUAUCGUAAAAGAUAUAUAUUCGGUAACUAGACCAUAUUCCAUAAGGAAUGAAAUAAAUGAUCACGAUGUUUUUGGCCCAGGAAGUCCCAUGAUUUCUGUAGUACUUGAAAUAUUUAAGGAUCCAAAGUCGUAUGGACUGGGGAUUUAUAGCUCCGCAAUCACUCUUAUAUUGGAUGUAAUAGGAGAAGAUCCUAUAUCACAAGAAGAUUUGCAUAGGUUAGGUAUAAUACCAGCAUUUUUGAACUCUAUAUCGGAGGAAAGCCUAAAGUCCGAAGACUGCCUGAGCAUUAUUCCAACAGCAAUUUGUGAUUUGUUUUUGCACAAGAGUGGCCAAGAAUAUAUUAAGAACAAUAACUAUAAACAUGUUUUAAGGUUGGUUGAUAUUGUUGUAAAGAGGGAGUUUGUUUUAUUCGAUCGUUUUGGUGAAGUAGCAGCGUCAAUAGGAAUAUCUUUGGAUACUAUUGUUAGGCAACACGAAUCAUCUCAUUCUAUAAUAAUGAGACAUGUUAUUCAGGUUAUAUUUGAUUUAUUACAAGAGUCCUUGCAAUUUCCAUCAUUCAUUCCCUGUGACCCAAAGAAAUAUUCAGAGAGGGUGGAUUCAUACUUGCAGCAGUUCCGUACUACGUCUGCAGAGAUAACUAUUGAGAUGCUUUCAACACUAGACAAGUGCAGUAGUCAUGAUUUUUAUGCGGAUAGGAUAGCAAAUUUGGGAAAGUUUCUAUCGACAUUCUUGUCCUUUGGUCAAAGUAUAUCGCACUUUAUCUCAUGUGAUGGAAUCAAACUGUUAAUGCAGUUAUGUACGGCGCCAUGCCUUCCCCCCUUAUUUUUUAGUGUAUAUCCUCAACAUCCUUUGGUUUUGGCUACAAAGUAUAUUUUAAGUCAGGCUGUAGCACCCUCUAUAGUUUAUCUGCAUUCCUUAUGUAAACCAUAUGUGGGUCCCGAGUUAUUUGAUCGUACUACUCCCAUGGAUAAUAUAAACUGGAGAGCUUCUCACGGAACUAAUCACUUUCUCUACUCUAUGCACAAGGAUAAUACUGGUAUUUAUACCGCUGGUUGUUGCGGUCAACAUCAAAUGGGUGUACAGCUCAAAAAUUUGUCGACUUGCGAAAUGCACACUACUCUGACUCUUUGGUUGGAAUCUUUUGUGUUUGGAUUCCCUGGUCUUUUGCAUACAUUUCAUGCUUCUUUGAGUGAUACUGAUAAGGAAACUGCCUUCUUUCUCUCAAGUAAACACAAUUCACACGAGCAUCCGCAGCUUCGUGGGUUCAAGUCGUUUAUAAAUGACGCCAAGAACGCAAAUACCGAUGCUUUAUUCUCUGCAAACGAUUUGUUUUGGUCAUCACAAUGCACAUAUGCAUACAGUUUACCAAAUUCUGCCUUUUCUGGUGGUCACUUGUCCCAUGAACGACGUGCUUUAAGUUUGGAGAUGUGUCGUUUGACUUUAAUUGCAUCAAGGUCACUUUUAUUCUCUUUAAAUGCAUCGGUAAACAAGGCAUUACGAGGAUUGAAACCAGAAAAUGAAUGCCUUAAAGCUCAUAUUGCUAAAAAUUCCUACUCAAUUGCUACGGCUGUUAUGAUGUUGGCAAACGAAUUUCCAGAUGUAAAGAAAUGGCAAAGUAGUGAACCUGUAUUCCUUAAAAAUAUGGAUUGCAUCAAGACUGCACGUUACUUUGCCGAGUUUAUGGAAUUCGUAUACAAGCUCUGUAUUGAUGAGAAAAAUAAUAACUCAUUAUUCGCUCUUACUACUUGCAUGAUCACUGGGCUGGAUGGAAUGAAGACAAUAACAUCGAUAUUUGACUAUUUGUUAUCGCUUUACAUCGCAUGUUCUCUUGCAAUUGCUCUUAGACUAAAUCCAUCGUUGUCUUGCAAUGAUGUUCUUGGAAUUGAGGUUACUAACCAUACGUCACUCUUCAACUUUGUAAUUGCUACAGCUAAUGCUCUAACAUCACAUGACUUGAAAUGGAUAAAAUCAUCAAUGGUUGUUCUGGGAAAGACCAUACAGGUAGCACUUAGCCUUUUUUGUAGACUUUGUAAUCCAAGAACUAUGCUAAAUGUUACAGUGGAUUCUAACCUUAGGGAAUUUAUCAGCAGACAUUUCUGCCCGGAAAAUAUGGAUCUUCCUUGUUCAUUGAAGGAUCACACUUCUUGUUCAUCUAAAUGUCACAUUUCAAUUGGUCAGAUAUUCAAGAACAUUGUGGCUACAAUAUCUUCUACAUGUUGGCCAUGGUUGAAGGUUUUCUCUCAAAUGCAGCCAUCUCUCCCAAGCAGUAGUACUGCAAGUAUUGGUUUUUAUAUUUCUCCAAAAAUGUUGUCUUCUUUGUUAAAGGUUCAUGUUUAUAUUUUGGACUAUGCAUCAUCAUCUAGGCAACAAGCACUUAAUCUAUUCUUUCUCAAGAUGGAUACCAGCUUGGGAGAGCCAUCUUCAGAGAUGGAGGGUAUAUCUAGUAGCAAUUUGAUCCAGCCAUUUUUGGGAACUAAUAUGCGCCGUAACAGGAGACUGAGGAAUAGAGAAGUAAAUUCAAACAGGGAGCUCGCAAACAGUGGAGACGAGGCUAACGAUACGGAUGGAGAUUAUGAACUUGAUAGUACUGGACGAAUUCAAAAUAUGGAUUCUGUGCGCUCACAUUUGUCAGAAAUGGGAUUCAGUGAUCGUGACAUUUCUAAUGCAAUCUCUCAUUGUGGUAUUUCCGAUUUAUUGACGUUGACUGAUUGGCUAAUUAAUGUUUCAGAGUUCAAUCAAAAUGUGCCAGAGUUUGCUGAUUUACCGCUAACCUCGAAUCAUAAUGAGCGUUAUGAAACAAUAUCAAAGACAAUUAAGGAUUCUAGCUUAUUUUCAGACUUUGAAACACUACCUAUGCCCUUUUUUGCGCAGGAUGCAGACGUAGUUGUAUAUAUCGAAGAUGUAGAUUUAAAUGUAGUUCCAGAGAUUCGUAGAAAUAUUAUUAAAUUGUUGCUAAUGUUCUGCAAGAAUAUGCCAAUAACGCUGAGCGUUAUUUCAGAUUGUUUGUUCCGUAUAUUGGCCCUUAAGCUAGAUGUAGUAUAUGACGAUGAAAUCAAUGCAUCAUCAUUUGGUGGUAUUUACAAUGUGGAAAGUACACAUGAUAAAAAUAUAUUGCACAUACUCGCUUUUAUUCAUAGAGAGAUUAAGACAGUGCACUCUCAGAUUUCGCAGACACAAGUGAACUUUGGGUCAGAGGAUAUUGCCUCUAUAUUUAGUCCUAUAAUUUUCAUGAAUGAAACAGAUAGACAAACCGCAUUUGAAAGAGCAGUGUGUGGUGGAAAAACAAGGUUGGAUGAACCUUAUAAUUAUUCGAUGGCAAAGACCCACGAAUAUCUUGCAUCUCUAUUUUAUCUUUUGGCGUAUCUCCUAGGUGGAAGGGAAAGUUACACUCAUUUAGCACUGAUGUUUGAUGAUUUUGUGGACGUUAUUUUUUCUAUCAUUGAACUAUUCCAUAAAAUGAGGUUGGAUGCAUAUAAUAGCGGUGUAAUAACACUUGCAAGCAUGGGAUUAAAGAAGGCAUUACCUGAUAUUUCUGUAAAUAUUCCAGAGUGGUGUUUGCUUGGUUCAGGUGAUUCCACUGGACCUUCAGAAUACGAUAUGGUAAAAUAUGGUUUUUGUUGCACAUCUCGCGUACCACAGGUUGCCUCACCUCCUCCAUUUUUUAAGUUUGCUUUCAUUUGUAUUGUUGAAUUUAUGAAAAAGUACAAUUUGUUCGAUUUGUCAGGUUUAUACACAGAAAAUGACGAAAAAAUUAAAAUUGUGACCUCUUGCUCGACACGAUUCAUUAAGAAAGAUAUGCAGGAGAAGCUCUUGAACCUCUGUAUGGGCAUAUCGGAGCUCUUCCCAGGUUUGGACGCUGAUUUAUUACUCCCUAUCUUGUGUAUUGUUGAUAAAUUAACAGAGGUUUGCAGUAAUUCGGAAAAAUUGCUCCAAUAUAAACCUGUUACAUUCCAUCAAUCUAAAUCCAUAAACAGACAGAACCUUGGAUCUUUGAGAAUUUUGUUGAACAUUCCAAAAUCGGCACAAUGUAAAGGAAUAUUGAGAUUAGUCUCUAAUAUAUUUGUGCACUGUUUGGAAAGCCGAAAUACACUCGAGGAAUCAAUGAAGGAUAGGAUAAUUGGCAUACUAUCAUCUGCAGAUACUCUCUCUAUGCCAUUGGAUAAAUUCGUCCAAGAGGUUUACCCGUUUGUAAAAAAGGAUCCCUUGUUACUCUUGGACUUGUUGAAACGCCACACUGUUAUAACCAUACAGAGCUCUGAAGUUCAUGAGGAAAAUGAGCAAUCAUAUAUAGAAGUAAAGGAUUUGACAAUUGCAUUAAAAUCUGCAAAUUUCUUAAAGGAUGCGCUCAUGGAAGAAAUGAUGGGAACUGGAAAAAAUGUAAAUAUGGAUGCAGUUGAUUAUGAAACUCUUUAUGCAAAAAAGAACCUUCACAUUUCUCGAUUGCUGCUUGAACAUAUGCACAUAUUUGGCAAUAUUCAUGGACUAACAAAUACUCUUCCAAAGAGCAAGUCAAAGCCACUUUAUCCAUUUUCAUUAACACUAAACAGUGUCUUCUUCCUUUUGAACGCAAUAUUCCACAAUUUCCCACUUCCAGAAUCCAUUAGAGAUGGAGCUGCUCUCAAUAUUCCCAUUGAGUUGCCAUACAAACCACUUCCUUGGAAAUUUGACAAGAUUGAAAGAUGUAACUCGAAAUCUCUUGUUAUUUUUCUUUCAAGGUAUAUGUUCACAAUGAUAUGCUCUCUCUCUGCGCCAAAAAAUAUGUCGACACCCGAUGAAGCUUCUGUGCAAUCCAAAGCAGAAUUUGAAGCCGUUCAAAAGUUAAUCAUUGAUUCACUGGAAAACUAUACGAAUACUUUGAUACUACUUGCAUUAUCAUCUUCUGAAUUUUGUCUAACAAUUAUAAGUGAAAUUGGAAACUUGCUACAAUCAUUUGUCGGAUUAGAUAUGGCAGAAUGUGGAGUUUAUUUGUUUCCCAUUGCUAUUUAUACUCUAUGUAAUUUGCUACACCAUUUGUUGCAAAUUCCAUUUGAUCAUGUGCAAGUCUCUUCCGAGACAUUUACUCAAUUGAAAAAGGCGCUAACGUCCCUAUUUCACAAAAUUGAUUUAUUCAAGGAUGAAUCAAAGAUUGUUUGCGGUUCAAUCGUUAGGGUUCUAGUACUGUUAACAUCUCCAAGCAAGAAUGUUGAACUUGUAGAUAAUGAUUCUAGUGCAGAACCUUCAGCCUUGGUUGUUGAAUUGGCUGACGACUCUAGUUCAGACGAUUCUAGCCUAAAUAUGGAAGUAGAUUUAGAAUCUGAUGAAGAAUCCGAGUCUGAAGUAUCUGAAAUUGAUGAAGAAAUAUCUGGUGAGGAAGAUGAUGAAGAAAUGGCUGACGAUGAGGAUAUGUCUAGCGAAGAUAUGUCAGAUACUGAGGAUGAAGGUGAUGACGACGAUGGGGACGAUGUGGAUAAUGAUAAUAUAAUGGAAGAUAUAACCGAUGACCUCAACGAUAUAGAAAUGGCACUACCUCAUCAAAUUGAUGAAGAAUACGCUUCUAAUCACUACUCUGAUUCUGCUUCUAGCUCAAGUAUGGAUGACGUCGAAGAGGAUGAAGAUGACGUGCCUCGCAUAAGGGUUGCCGGUGAGCUUGAUGAAACAAACAUGGACCAUAAUGUGCAAGAGGUCAUUGAAAAUCCAGAAACUAACCUGAGUAUUGCUGAUGACGCAGACGAAGAUAGUGAAUUCUCUGGUUCCCAAAGUGAUUCUGCACCUUUAACUACUUCUGUGGAACAAAUAAUAUCAGACUCUGUACCAUUAUUAAACAAUUUAUCAUUUCCGGUGAGUGAUGGAAGUUCUAGGCAAACAUCAGCCUCAAGAAACCAAAAUGGAACAAUACACAUUGAAAUACAGUUUGGAAAUAAUCAAAGAGCUGUUCGCUAUCUAAAUAAUCCCAACAGGAUAUCACAAACUGAGAGCGCUUCUGUGCAGAUGCAGCAAGGUCAACCCAGAAAUGAAACAUGGUCUAAUAGCGGAGAUUUGGAAGUUCCAGAAAAACAUCCACUACUUCCAUCAACUAAGAAACAACUUUGUAGCUUUGAUAUGGAUUCUGACUUUAUGAACAUUAUAGCUCUAAAUGUUCAAAAGGUCCAGGUUAGGAACGAUCCAAUUGUACCCGAGCAAACUGAAGAAAUAUGUGAAUCACCACAAGAUGAGGAGAACAUGGAAACUGAAAAUGUAGAUGCUGUGCAUACCAAUGUAGAACAAAAUUCUAGCGCAGAGAAUACUUCUGAAUCAGCCUAUGAGAGCAGGUCAUUACGCAUAAUAGCGCAAGCUCUGGGGAUUUCCUACAAUGAUUUGUUCGGGCUUGCUAACAUGGACCCAUCCGUCAUUUCUGAGCUUCCAUAUGAUCUACGCGAUGAAAUUAUUUCUCAGCAACUCAAUACAAUCAAUGUGGAUGCUGUUGCUUCCAUGAGAGAUGUUAGAGCUAGAAAUACGCUUAGUCCAGCAAUAACAGCGAUUCCAUCCAGAAAUGAACUGCAGUAUUUGGAAUCUCUCCCUAGAAGCCUAAGGUUGGAUGUUUUGCGUUCGUUGUAUGGAGAUAAUUCUAACGAAGCUGAUGAAAUAAAUGCUACAUUAGACUUGGAUGGAGAUAAUGCAAGUUUUAUGGCGGCACUGCUCCCAUCACUUAGGGCAGAAAUAUUGCAUGGAUCAAAUCAACCAAGAGGAGAUGACACAGCAAACGAAGCCAGGCAUACGUUAUCAGAUUCGUCCAACCAGAUAUCCGUUAAUGUUCAGCAGGAUGCCUCCUCUCAGCAAGCUGCAGCUAGUGUAACAGACUUGGGCAGACAUCGAUCACCGGGCGUUACGCUAGGAUUUAUCAUUGGAGAAAUACAAGCUGCAACAAACCAGUUGAGACGGUUAACAAAUAUACACACUCGUUCGAGAGGCUCAGCCAACAGAAGAAUUAUGAAUAGGGAUAGUAACGAUUCUAGUUUUAAUACAAAUGAUGUUUUGUUUGUGACUGAUAGAAGAACUAGGGGAUCAAGAUUCACAAACUUUGAGAAUUUGGGAAGGUUUUCACUUAAUGGAGCAGAGGUUGAUGGAGUGGUUGCGGAAGGACAGUCUAGCAGUGGCACCAACAACGCUUUAGGGCUGGAUCGCAGAAUACUACAGUCUAUACCGCACCUUUUAAACACAUUCGAGCCGCAACUUAUAAACAUAUUGCAACCACGAGGAGCACCGGCAAAUGUAGCUUCAGCAUCACAAUCAUUUGACGUUUCAAACCUUUUAGAAGCAAAUGAUGUAACAUUUGACAGUGUGGUUGAAAAUAUUCUUGGACUUUUACCAAAGUCUCCUUGUGCAAGAGAUUCUAAUUUAACGGAGAAUGAAAGAACAUUGUUGAGUUACUGUGGACUUUCAAGAUCUGAUUGGAAUACAAUGGGAAUAAUUGGAAUAUGCAAAGUUUUUUACCUAAAGAGUGAGAUAAAUAAAAAGAUGUUUUUCAAACUGCUGUAUAACUUGGCAUCUUUUGGAGGACCAGUGUGUGACACUCUCCUGAAACUAUUUCUGGUUAUGAUAAGUUCAUCAAUUUUGAGUGUUAAUGCCGAAUCGACAUGUACAGAUAUAAAUGAUUCAUUUUUCAAAAAUCUUCCAAAGAUAUGCAAUGUAAAAAAUGCUUCUUUCCCCCCAAAGCAAACAUUUUCAUCCUCUUGUAAGGAAACAGUAGAAUCUGGGACAAAGAAUCCUCAAAAUACGGCAUCCCAAUUGUUCCAAGGUAGUGUCACUUCUUCAGUUUCUCUCAACUCAAGCUAUUGUAGCUACGUUUCUUCUGAAAAGGUAUUGGAACAGUUGAGAAGUUUACUUAUUGCGUUGCCAAGUACUAUAAGCUUCUUUUCAAAUUCUAUAUCUACACCAUCUUCUGAGGAGAUUGUGACAAGCCAGGAAUUAAAAAGAAAGAAGAAACGUCUAAGUACUAGUACUUUGAAAAACACACCCUCGAUUUAUCCAAUCAAUUUCUUUUUCAGUGCAACAGCUACUCAUUUGUUUCAAUCGUCCACGAAACAUAUGAAUCACUUGCUGAUGAUUAUCCACAAUUUGAUAGUGGCACCUGAGAAUAACAUACCAGCUGACACUCAAAAGGACUUUUCAAAUUGUAUUGAUUUAGUUUCUUCGGAGAACAACAUGCUAGAAACCUGUGCGCUAGCUAGCUCAUCACCUAGCGAACCAAACAAUGUUCAAAAGGCUAUAAUUGAUUCAUUGGAUGAAGAAUCAUUGGGUCUAUUCCUAAAUGUGUAUUCUUCCUGGAAAUGUCCAAGCAGUUGGGUUCAAUUUUGCAAUAUUAGAGAUAUUAGCUCUCAAAACCAGCUUCGUAUAAUCGCACAGAUAUUUGGAGCGCUAUACAAUAGUAAACAUAGCCAGUUUAUCACAGGUGUUUUUAAAGAAAAAUGUUUAUUACUUAUUGAUCUUGUUUCAACAAAAUUGAGGGUCACAAAGUCUUUAGCAUGCACUGAUCAAGAUCUGGAGCCAAUUAUUUUUGCGCUUUUGAGAGUGGUUACUUUAGUUAAUGAGAUGUUUACAGAAGCUUAUAAACCAAAGGAAUCAGAAAAUACACCUGUUUUGAAGCUUUCCACAGAUUUUUACAGGAAUUUGCCAUUUGAGAGAAUAUGGAAGGCACUAGAUGAUGUCAUGCUUUCACUCAUGGAUAACAAUGCAUUGGAUUCCCAUGAAAUUUCAGCCUUUGAACGUUUGAGAGGUUUGAUACCAUUGCUUGAAGUAUAUCUACUCAUCUCACAGGGAAAUAUCGCUAUGGAAUACAACUUGGAUCAUAUAUCAAAACUGGAAGAGACACUUUCUCUAAUUGACUUUGAUAUUGAUGCGCAAAAGCAGACCAGAGAAAAGUGGGAUAACGAUUCCUCGCAUUUGGAGCUGAGUAGUACACAUUUAGAUUUAAUAAAUUUCGUGGAAAGACAUAAGAAUGCCAUUAACAUAAUUGUGAAACAGUCACCAUCCUUGCUGAAUUCUGGAUUCCAACCUGUUGUACGAUUAGCGCCAAUGUGCUUGAAUUUUGACAUCAAACGCCAGUACUUUAGGAUAAAACUCAAGGAGAAACGUCAAGGAAUUCGCCUAGAACCCAUUAAGAUUACCGUAAGGAGGAAGCACGUAUUCCUUGAUUCAUAUCAUCAACUUCGGUUAAGAUCAGGAGAUGAAAUGAAGGGAAAGCUUACUGUCUCUUUUGGAGGUGAAGAAGGUGUAGAUGCUGGUGGAUUAACGAGGGAAUGGUUUACAAUUUUGUCAAAGGAGAUGUUUAACCCAAAUUACGGUCUCUUUACUCGUGAAGGAAGAAAGCAAGAGUUUAACCAUCCAAAUCCGCUUUCUGGAAUUAAUCCUGACCAUUUGAACUUUUUUAAAUUUAUUGGUCGUGUGAUUGGAAAAGCCCUUUAUGACGGACAUCAUAUGGAUGCAUACUUUUGCAGAUCGUUUUACAAGCAUAUGCUCGGUAGAAAAAUUACUCCAGCGGACGCAGAGUCUGUAGAUCCACAGUUUUAUGAGAACCUCAUUUCAAUUGACAAGUAUAGUCUCAAGGACCUUGAUUUAGAACUUUACUUUAGCACGGAAAUUGAUGAAUUUGGAAAGGUCAAAGUCAUUGAUUUGAUUCCAAAUGGUCGCAAUAUUCCGGUUACGGAUGAAAACAAACACAAGUAUAUAGAAUUACUCUGUCGUCACAAGGUCACAAAUGGAAUCAAGGAGCAAUUGGAUGCAUUUAUGGCUGGAUUUAGGGAAUUGAUUUGUCCGCAAUUAAUUUCUAUUUUUGAUGACAGAGAACUUGAACUGUUAAUCAGUGGUAUACCAACGAUUGAUCUGCAAAACAUGAAACAAAAUGUCGAUUAUGUAAAUUAUACUGAGAAUAGUGAGCAAAUUGUAUGGUUUUGGGAGAUUUUGGAGGAGCUGGACCAGAAUCACCUGGCUGCCUUUUUACAGUUUGUCACCGGAACAAGUAGAGUUCCAAUUGGUGGCUUCAAGAACUUGAUGGGUAUGCGUGGUCCACAGCGAAUUUCUAUUCACAAAACGUUUGGAGAUAACAGACUUCCAACUGCACACACGUGUUUUAAUCAGCUUGAUCUCCCCGCAUAUCCAGACAAACACAUGUUAAAGUCCAAACUUCUUCAAGCAAUCCUAGAGGGAAAGGAAGGAUUUGGAUUUAUUUAA